CAAGACGCUCAGGUGAGCCUCUUGUCUGUCGUGUUGUUGUUGUUGUCGUUAUAAAAAAAUAAAAACAAGUGCAAUGAGUGUUUCUGAUAGUAAAAAUUUGUUAAAACAAGAAGAUCGUAAAAUGACAAAAGAAAAUGAAGAUGACUGGUGGGAAAGUGAUGAUGAAUCUAGUUGUGAAUCAUAUUAUUCAGACUCUGGAAGUUCAAUUGCUGAAUGGGAAACUGAAAUUGGUGCACAUGGUGAAGUUUUUUAUAUUGAAUCAUAUCCAGAUGAUAAUAAAAAACAACAACAACAACAAAUUGAACCUGUUGAAUCACCAGUACAAGAAUUAAAUAGACGUCGUAGUACAAGAGCCGGUAAAUUAAUGAGAUUAAUUAGAAGAAGAGAAAGUAAACGUUACAGUACAAGAAUUAAAAAAACAAAUAAAAAUAUUGAUAAUACAACAAAUAAUAUAACAAAUAAAGAAGUAAAAUUUCAUGAUUAUCAAGCUGGUGAAAUAAGACAUGUAUUACUAUCAAUUGAUCCAGAUAAAUGUAAAAAAUUAGGACGUCGUGCAACACUAUGUGAAGCUUAUCUUGGUAUAAUACCUGGUACAUUUUCUGAUAAAAUUCGUGUUAUGGUUUCUGGUUUUAUUCCAAAUAAUGAUAUUAUUAAAAAUAAAAAUAUUAAAAUUGGUGAUUGGUUAAAAAGUAUUGAUGAACAUGAAAUAACAACUGAUAAUUUAGAAUUACUAUUAUCAAAUAUAAUAAAACCAUGUUGUGUUAAAUUAGAAUUACAAAGAGUUGCUGGUGUUGAAGUUACUGUUGAAGAAUCAUCAUUAUUAAAUAUACCAAAAAAAUCAGCAAGAGUAAAAAGACUUAUUGAUAAAAAAGACAGUAAUAAAUUAGCUGAAAUAUUAUUAAAUUAUUCAUUUAGUGUAUUAUAUUUAAAUACAAAUGAUCUUGAAGAAAAUGGAGCUGAAUAUCAGGGUGUUGUUUAUGCUUAUCCAAAAAAAAAUAAUAAACCACAUUCAUUAUUAUGUACAUCAAGAGGUGCAUUUAUAACACUUAAUCAUCUUUCACCUGAUACAUUUGGCUCAACUCCAUCAAGUACAACAAUAAAAUAUAAUAAUGAAAUAAUUAAUAUAUUUUAUUUAUCAGCUAAUAAUGAUAAUAAAGAAUUAUUAUUAAUAUCAAUACCAGAUAAAUAUUAUAGUCUUGAUGAAUCAACAAAAUUAAUUAAUAAUAUUAUACGUUAUUUAAAUUAUAUUUAUAAAAAUAUAAAUUUAGCAUUUGCAGAAAUUAAUCAUGAUUAUUUAAAUCAUUUUUUUACAUUGCUAUUUUCAUGUAUUAUUAAUAUUACAAUUGAUAAUGAUGAUGAUCCAACAAUUAAAAAAAAUAUAUUUGAAUUUGAAAGUAUUAUUGAAGCUGCACAUUUUAUUAAUUUACCAAAAGAUGCUAAAAUACAAAUUGAUGCUGCAUUAAAUGAAAUGGAAGCUAUGGAUUAUCGUGAUUGGAAUGAAGAUCCAAUGGAUUGUCAACGUCUUUAUACUAUUCUUGGUAGUUGUAUUUAUCAUAAAAGUUAUUUAUUAUCAAGUCAUUUACCUUGUGAUGAUUUACUUGAUAUAAAUUCAUUUUUACGUCUCAAUGGACUUUUAAAUCUUGUUGAAAAUGAAUCAAUUAAAUCAAUGGUUAUAUGGAGAAAAAUUUAUCCAACAUUAAUAAAUAAAUUAACAGCUGAUAAUAAAAUACUAACAUCAAAUGGUAAAUAUUUUAUAUUAAUUGUUGGUUUUGAUAAUGAUUUAUUAGCAGUAUUAGUUGAGUCUGGUGGAUGUACAACAUUACCAGAUGACAAUGAAGGACCAGAUGUUUUUUAUGUUGAAGAAGCACAAGAAACAUUAAAACAUAUACAAAAAAUUGGUAUAUCAAAUCUUGCUGAUAAAUGGAUAUCAUCAAAUACACGUCCUGAAACAAUUGAUGUUAAUGAUAAAAAUUCUACAAGUAUUAAAUCAACAAUAACAGAUAAUUUACUUGGUUUUAUAAAAUCAAAUGAUAAUAAUCAAACAACAACAGUUAAAAUUAAUAAUUCAACACCAAAAGUACCAGAGGUAACAUCAAUAUUAAAAAAAAAAAGUCCAGAACAAAGUCCAAUAAUGUCGGGAUCAUCAAUUUAUUCAUUACAAACAUCAGAAGAUUCAAUAAGUCAAGGUACAAGUGCUGUUAGUGAAAUAAGUGAUGAUACUAUUGGUCCGAUACUUGGUAGACGAGCAACAAGAGAAAUGUAUCAAACAUCAUCUAAAAAUUCUGAUGACAGUGAUGAUGAUGAUGAUGGUGGUGAUGAUACAUCAGACGUUGAUAAUUACAGAAAUGAUAGUCAAACUUGUACAUUAAAUUUAUCAGAUAUACGUGAAAAUCUUUUAAAUCAAGCUGAAUAUAUUGCACCAAUAAAAUUAACAGCUGGAUUAAAAAAUUCAUUAUUUCAUUUUGUUCAUCUUGAUUCACUUGAAGGCUUGCUAUUAUCAUCAAGAAUUAUUAAUAAUUCAAAUAAAAAUUCUGAUAUUAUAGCAAUUUUUAAUAAAACAGCUCAUUGUAUUCAUAAAUUAUUUAAUAAUUCAGUGAGAUUUAAAAAUAUGAUUAAUACUGAAGUUGAUAAAACAUUGAUUAACAAAAAUCUUGUUGCAAUUAAAGAACAUGGAAUAUUAUUUGAACUUGGUGAUUUAACAUUUUGGGUUGUUGGAAGAUUAUAUGCAGCUCCAAAUAUUACAGAAUUUUAUGUUUGUUAUCAAGAUACAACACCGCAAAAUCUUGUUGAAAUGGCAUUUAGAUUAAAUGAAAUUUCAAAUUAUUAA
Messenger RNA from Aphidius gifuensis, 2827 nucleotides. RefSeq names its product protein inturned (gene in). The transcript is spliced from 2 exons. Gene Ontology annotation, cellular component: cytoplasm; cilium. Lineage: Eukaryota; Metazoa; Arthropoda; Insecta; Hymenoptera; Braconidae. Gene Ontology annotation, biological process: establishment of planar polarity; vesicle-mediated transport; cilium assembly. The record is from RefSeq and is a predicted model, not a curated record. The coding region runs from base 74 to 2827 and encodes 917 amino acids.